GUUAUUAAAAGGGAGGACCUGUUUGUAACAUCAAAGCUCUGGAAUACCAAGCACCACCCAGAAGACGUAGAGCCAGCGCUAAGGAAAACACUUGGAGAUUUGAAACUGGAUUACCUGGACCUGUACCUCAUGCACUGGCCUCAUGCCUUUGAACGAGGGGACAAUCUCUUCCCAAAGAAUCCUGAUAACACGAUGCGUUAUGAUUACAUUGAUUACAAGGAUACCUGGAAGGCUAUGGAGAAGCUGGUAGAAAAAGGCCUUGUGAAAGCCAUUGGGUUGUCAAACUUCAACAGUCGUCAGAUCGAUGAUGUAUUAAGUGUGGCUACUGUCAAACCAGCUGUGCUCCAGGUAGAAUGCCAUCCUUACCUAGCUCAGAACGAGCUGAUAGCUCACUGCCAGAAGCAAGGACUCGUCGUCACUGCCUACAGUCCCCUUGGUUCUCCAGAUCGCAUGUGGAAACACCCAGAUGAGCCUGUGCUUCUAGAAGAACCUGGGAUCAAAAAUCUAGCAGAAAAAUACAGCAAGUCACCUGCACAGAUCAUCCUCAGAUGGCAAGUGCAACGUAAAGUGGUUGCCAUUCCCAAGAGUGUCACUCCCGCUCGCAUUCAGCAGAAUCUCCAGGUGUUUGAUUUUAGCCUCACAGAAGAGGAGAUGAGCCACAUUGGAAGCCUGAAUAAAAACUGGCGUUACAUUGUGCCAAUGAUUACGGUGAAUGGAAAGCUAGUAGCAAGAGAUGCUGGACACCCCCAUUACCCCUUCAAUGACCCCUAUUAACUACUAGAAAAUAAGGUGUUAGAGCAACAUGCUCCUCUGCGUGCCCUUCCACAAAAUAAUUGUUGCUACAAUUUGUCAAAAAACCUGUCCAAAUACAACCUUCCUUCCUGAGUAGGUUUACUUACAAUGUGCUGGUUCUAAUUGACCUCCUUUCUGGAGGUACCGUAGCUUCCAUGUCAAAGUUUGAGAAUUUAUUACAAUGACUGCAAGCUUGCUCCUGGAAGCAUCAAAUCUUUUGGGGAUUAGAUAAAAAGUGAGGGAGUCUAAAUCAAGUUCCAAACAUAUCAUCAGGCUUAGGCAAUACUUGGGGCUUACUGCCUGUGGAACAGUUUCAAAAGCUCUAGUUAUUUAAAAAAAACCCACAAGGGUGAAGGCAUGAAAGUAUUUUAAGACUAAACAAUUGCUCGGCCAUCAACUUUGAUAUCUUUAUUAAUAUUUUUUAUACAGGGAAUGAAGUGAAAUGUGCU
Molecule: messenger RNA, 1241 nt
Organism: Cariama cristata (Red-legged seriema)
Lineage: Eukaryota; Metazoa; Chordata; Aves; Cariamiformes; Cariamidae
Gene: AKR1A1
Product: aldo-keto reductase family 1, member A1 (aldehyde reductase)
Exons: 6
Cellular component (GO): cytosol
Molecular function (GO): aldose reductase (NADPH) activity
Source: RefSeq, a predicted model, not a curated record